AUGACCGUCCGUCAGACCAAGAACUUCCAAGACAACCACGGCGUGACUAGUGUCACGAGCCCCGACAUGCGCUGCUUCCAAAAUAAAGCUGGGUCCGGCACUGCCACGGUUGCAGCGGGUGAUACUCUUGGUUUUGUCGCAGCUGCAUCAAUAUCCCACUUCGGGCCAGUGCAGCUCUACAUGGCGAAGGUGCCCGAUAACGCGGAUAUCAAUACUUGGGAUCCUGCGGGCAACGUGUGGUUCAAGGCCGGGAGCAUCAGCGCUGUGCAGGGCAAUGGGGCGCUAACCAGCGACGAGAAGACGUGGCCGGCAUACAAGAAGUCGACCGUAGAAUUCCAGAUUCCUAAGAAUGUACCAAGCGGGAAGUACCUAGCCCGAGUGGAGAGUAUUGCUCUUCACCAGGCGCAGAACGUCGGAGGCGCUCAGAUCUACCUCUCCUGCGCUCAGAUUGAGGUGACUGGUGGAGGAAACGGCAAGCCUGGGCCUUUAGUCGCGUUUCCAGGAGCAUACCAGGCGAACGAUCCAGGGCUGCUCUGGUCGUAUUAUCCGGUUGCCACCAGUUACAAGGCGCCCGGUCCUCCAGUUUGGACGGGGUGA
Trematosphaeria pertusa is the source of this 597-nucleotide messenger RNA. RefSeq names its product lytic polysaccharide monooxygenase. Bases 1 to 597 code for a protein of 198 amino acids. Lineage: Eukaryota; Fungi; Ascomycota; Dothideomycetes; Pleosporales; Trematosphaeriaceae. The record is from RefSeq and is a predicted model, not a curated record. The transcript has 2 exons.